Diachasmimorpha longicaudata is the source of this 3102-nucleotide messenger RNA. Its product is annotated as synaptic vesicle glycoprotein 2C-like. The coding region runs from base 1201 to 2793 and encodes 530 amino acids. The transcript has 11 exons. The record is from RefSeq and is a predicted model, not a curated record. Lineage: Eukaryota; Metazoa; Arthropoda; Insecta; Hymenoptera; Braconidae. Gene Ontology annotation, cellular component: membrane. Gene Ontology annotation, biological process: transmembrane transport. Gene Ontology annotation, molecular function: transmembrane transporter activity.
AACAAAACAUUAGCUUUCGAACCUUAGAGAAACAAUGAAACAUUUAUUAGCAUGUGUAUUAUGAUAUAAUAUCAGUAUAUAUAACAAAAAUAAAAAUUCCGUCCACGACUUGAAUUAUGAAGACAAUAACUCCCAGAACAUAUAAUUAUUGGUUCCGAAAGCGAUAACAUGAUAUCUCCUUGCACAAAUAUAUUUCAGGGCACCCCAAUGGUUAUCAAUUGAAAAAAAUAGCCAUUUAUUUUUACUGCGAAAAUUCUAUUGUAAAAUAUUGCAAUAUUCAAAUGACUUUCUGGAGUUGACUGAAGUCAUAAUUUUUCAAUGCUACGUUAAUGUAGUGGAGUAGUCAUGUUCGCGAGUGGAAUUCAUAAUCAUCAACGAUGUUAUGGUGGAUUCUGCACUAACUCUCAAUUAUCCACCAAAUUUCCAUCUCUUCAACACAAAGCUAAGAGAGACACAUUAAGUUCUUAUACGCUUUCUAAAAUCUCCGAUAAUUUUUCAGUAUCACUAACAAUUUGUUGUUGAAUUUAAGCGAUAAAACAAAGCAUUGAAAACUUAAUUUUUUUUCUAUAUUUUGAUAAGAUAUUUCACCAAGUAGUUUCAAUGCAUCGUACAGUUGAAACAAUGGCUUUAAAAAGGGGAGAACAAUGUUAGCCAUCGCGGGACAUUCAUUAGUAAAUAUCGAAUUCUAACUUAUUGUAUUUUGCUGAUGGAGGGCGUAUUUUCCAUAUCCGUCGAAAACAAAAAAAAUUAGUGGAACGCUGAUGAUUGAAUUAUUGGAUAACGAAUAAUGCCCCAUAAUCGAAAUGUUUCGUAUGACCAAAUAAUUGACAUUUUUUGCGUAACAAGUAUUGCAUAAUAAAGCCGGUUGGCAACUUUUCUCCAACAUUAUUUAUUUUCCAUCAAGGGAGCAUCAAUUGUUGCCAAUUAACAGUUAUUGCGGUGUACGAGGGUUAAAUAAAAAUGUUUUACAAACGGAUUGAUCCGGGCCUCUAUUUGCUAGCUCGAUAACGGUCAGUGGUAACGAGUAGGGAGGGACCUGUUCUGCGAUAUGAUUCCCGUAGAAAUACCCGUUUUCGUUCAGUUUUCGUGCUAAUCUCGGAGAAGCUCCUUUAAGUAGAAGAAGGGAAGAAACUAAGUGCCGAAAAAAGUGUGUGAAUAAAAAAAUUUGAGUGAAGUUUAGAUAUUAAAAAAAUAGGGAAGAUGUAUGAGAGGCGACAAUCAGUAGAUGUUUACGCGGAAGAACACAACAUCGACACUGCUGUUGAAGUGGCCGGGUUCGGUAAAUUUAAUCUUAAAAUCGUGAUAGUGAGUGGUCUAAUUCUCCUCAACACUGCCUUCAGUAUCAGCAACGUUGGUCUGAUACUACCUUCGGCUGCAUGUGAUUUUAGUUUGACAACUGCGGACAAAAGUCACCUGUCCACAGCUCCAAUAUUAGGAAUGAUGAUAGGAUCGUAUUUUUGGGGCUGCUUAGCCGACUUGCAAGGUCGGAAGUUUGUUCUUCUCGCAGCUCUUUUUUCUCAAGGAAUAUUCGAAGCCUUGUCUUCCGUCAUUCCAAACUAUUGGACAUUUCUUGUGCUCAAGUUUUUCAGUGGUUUCUCUGUUAACGGCCAAACUGCGGUUGCGUUCACGUACCUGGGAGAAUUUCAAUCGUCAAGACGGAGGGAAAGGACUCUUUGUUGGCUGGAAUUGGCCUGGUCUCUAGGACUAAUUGGACUACCCCUCGUUGGAUGGGGCAUAAUUCCUCUUGAAAUUUCGUAUACGACGAGAUACUUUCAUUUUUACUCUUGGAACUUAUUCGUAUUAAUUUGCUCUUUGCCGGCUUUGGCAAUAGGGCUAUGGCUUUUGACAUUUCCCGAGACACCGAAGUAUCUUGCGGAAUCUGGUGAUGAUGCUAAACUCGCUGACACUCUUGAUCUAAUGCAUAAAGAAAAUACUGGCAAAUCGUUCGAUGAGUAUCUAGAAAAAUUGGAGGAGUGCGGUGAAGUUGAAUUCUGCACUAGAUUGAAGGCUCGUUCAAACGCUACGGGAAAUGAUACUUCACAAUUGGAAAAAAUUGUCAAGAUAUUCGCUCAAGUGUACCUACAAACUAUAGAAAUAUUAAAACCGCCAUUUUUGCAAAGGACUGCCAUAUCCUGCGCCAUAAUGUUCUGUCUCGGCUCGUCAUACUACGCCCUGACAAUAUGGUUUCCCGAGAUAUUCACGAGAUUCGCCAAAUUCGAAGUGAAAUUUCCCGGUGAAUCGGCGAGUGUCUGCAGCAUCACUAAAUUGUACUCAAUUAAUGCAACUAAUGUAACUCAGGAGUGUCCAGUGCACAUACCAACCAAUGUUUACAUGCAUAUGGUAAUUCUUGGUGGUGCCUGCAUUCCUCUAAGUCUCCUUCUUCCUGUUUUUGUGGACUCUCUUGGAUAUAAAUUUUAUUUAAUUUCUUCGAGUAUUGUUGCAUCAGCUGUCACCAUGGGACUUUUUUUUGUGCGAUCAUCUACUCAAAAUCUCGUCCUAUCCGCUAUUUACGAAGCGUUCACCUCCAUCGGGAUGAGUAUUGUUCUCUGUAUAUUGAUUGAAAUUUUUCCCACGAAAUUCAGGGCAACGGCCUCAGCUCUGGCAGUAUUUUUCAUAAGAGUCGGUGCACUAUUCGGAAAUUUACUCCUCGGAUUUUUAAUCGAUAAUUACUGCAUGCCUAUCAUCAUCGUUCUUGCUGUGCAGCUACUUGCUUGUGCUUUUCUUGGACUAUUGAUUCCCCUGAAGAGGACAGUAAAAAAAAUCCCGGAUGAGAAUGAAGUUACAUCCCUUUGAAACACUACUGCAACAUCGAAACAGUCGUCUAGUCAUAAUCAACUUUGUGUAAAGACAAUCUAUAAUUCAUACACUGCUUCUAGAAUAUCCAUUUUCACUCUAAUUGCAUAAAGUGAAGUGUCAAAAUAAAACAAGUGUUUAAUUCAAUUGGAUCGUAUUGAUGUUUCAUGAUGGGAUUUACAUAAUUGUUCGAGACGACGAGUUGCUCAUGUCAUACACCAUGUCAUCGUACAUUCGAAGGAGAGUGAGCGGUGUGAUGUACUAGAUCAGUUUUAUCAUAAAUCACAAUCAAAAUGCUACAUUUAUUUU